This is a messenger RNA of Manihot esculenta (cassava), 1632 nucleotides long. RefSeq names its product transcription factor MYB25. Gene Ontology annotation, cellular component: nucleus. The record is from RefSeq and is a predicted model, not a curated record. NCBI's taxonomy places the organism in Eukaryota, Viridiplantae, Streptophyta, Magnoliopsida, Malpighiales, Euphorbiaceae. Gene Ontology annotation, molecular function: RNA polymerase II cis-regulatory region sequence-specific DNA binding; DNA-binding transcription factor activity, RNA polymerase II-specific. Gene Ontology annotation, biological process: regulation of DNA-templated transcription.
CCUGAAGAGGAAGAAAAAAAAGCCUCUCAUUCCCGGUGUGGCCAGUUGCUGUUGAGCAGGUAGGUACAAUCCAGAAACAUCAUUGAAACACACAAAAAACACAAAUGCAAAACCCAACUGACGAUGAUGUAAUGAUAACGGAAGACGAGGCUAAGACCCCUUUUGCCGAUUCGCCGACCGCUGGUGACUCGGAAGUCGGCGGUGCAGCUGAGUCGGUUGAACUUGUUGGGCCUGCUGGUGGUGGGUCUGGUGGCGUUGGCGCUAGUUUGAAUAGUAGAGUUAAGGGACCUUGGUCGCCUGAAGAAGACGCGGUUUUGACUCAACUUGUGAGUAAGUUUGGUGCUAGGAAUUGGAGCUUGAUCGCCCGUGGAAUUCCUGGUCGUUCUGGGAAAUCUUGUAGGCUUAGAUGGUGUAACCAGCUCGACCCUUGCCUCAAGCGGAAGCCUUUUACUGAUGAGGAGGAUCAUAUAAUAAUUUCAGCCCAUGCAAUCCAUGGAAACAAAUGGGCAGCAAUUGCAAGGCUUCUUCCGGGUAGAACAGAUAAUGCAAUCAAGAACCACUGGAAUUCUACUCUAAGGCGCAGAUGUAUGGAUCAAGGGAGGUUUAAACCAGGACGUAGUGAUGCUAUGGAAGAUGGUAGCCAUGAUAAAACAAAGGCAUCAUCAGAGGAAACCCUGUCAGUUGGCGAUGUCAAUUCCUUCAAGCUGCCUGAAGGGAGAGAUGUCACAAUAGAUGACCAACCCGACCAGGAAGAAGACAAAGCUCAAGCAGACAAAGUUCCUCAAACAAAUGGAUUUGAUUUUGCUGCAGAAACACAAGUCCAUCCUACACUUCCUCGUCCUAAGGCACGUAUUAGUGCAUUUAGUGUUUAUACUCCUCCUAGUGGCCCAAAAACUGGGUAUUCAAGAACAGUUCCAACUCAUGGUCCUUUGGUUCAAUCUUCAAAAACAGACUUUACAGCCUGCAAGUUCCUAGAAGAUAUUCAUGUUGAUCCCAUUGUUCCGUUGCAAUGUGGGUAUGGUUGUUGCACAACGCCAAGCACGGGCCAUCCUCAGAGCUCAUUGUUAGGGCCUGAGUUUGUAGAAUACGAGGAGCUUCCUGCUUUCUCAAGUCAAGAAUUAAUCUCAAUUGCUACAGAUUUAAACAAUAUUGCAUGGAUCAAGAGUGGCCUUGAGAAUAGCAGCAAUGGUAUAACGGGCAAUACUGCGAACUAUAAAAUAUCUCAAGGGGCUGUUGUUGGCUCACAAAUGGGAGUGCCAGAACAGAAUUUAAGAAAUGGGCAUAUGCCUUAUGAAGAAGGUAGAAACAAACUGAUGGGUAUGAUGACUGAUAACUUAUCUACUCUGCCUGCACAGCCUUUUGCAAUGCGAGCUGAAGUCGAGAGCUUGAGCCGAAUAUUAUAGCUGCUUUGUUUUUGUGAUAUUGCAUUUUGGGUAAUAGUAUAGAAUCAAAUGUUAAUGUUGUUACUAUUAUAUGCUUGAUCAUAGAAGUUAAGAAUAUGAUUUAGCGAAGAGGUUCCUCAACUAUUGAAGAAGAGAUGAUGCCAUUUUGUUAACAUUCUGCUUCUAAAGAAUGUACUCAGAAUUGAUCAAGGAAUGGAAUUUGCUGAUACAAGUCAUUUUGGUGCUAAAA